AUAACAUAAUAACGUACCUACAUGGACUGGGCCCAUUUUUUUGGGCCGAUUCAUGCAAUUACUUGUUGCAGAGCCCACUCUACUGGCGGGAAAGAGGUUUUAGCGGAGAGGAUAGUAGUAUAUUUUCCUUUUUGGUUUUUAUUAGUAUGAUGCAAAAACGCGGAAUCUCUGAACAGAAAGCGCGGGAAAAUGGAGAAAUACUUGGUUUCGCAUAAACCCCCAAUUGAAAAAGUUCAGCCUCAUCGUCGUAGUUGGAGGUGCCAAUGGAAGAGGGGCUCGGUUGAACUAAAUGGGAGAUUUGAGCGUAAUUAUCGUCAUGAGAUGCUGGAUCUGCUAAUUCGAUCGUAUUCUGAGGUUGCAGCGUUUCCGCAUUUGUAUCAAGUGGAUGGGGCGCCAUGCCAAUCUCAUACGAAUCGAUUGAUUGGUGAGGCAAAUGGUGAUGGCCAUCUUCCAUUUAGAAAGCAAGGCAUCUCUGCAGUAGAUUUUGACAACAAGGGAAUAUACUUGGUGUCUGUGACAAAAUCAGGUUGCUUAACAGUUCACGACUUCGAAGCUCUUUAUUGCCAGAUACCUGAAUUAACUUGCUUGAAAGAAGAUGAAAGCAAGCAUUUAAUGCAUCUCUCACUAAAUCAACAACUUGAUGCUGUCAGAUGGAAUCCUCUUAAUCAGGAUGAGGUUGUUUGUGCAUCUGUAAAAAGUAACAAACUACUCAUAUUCGACGUUGGAUAUGUCUCAUCAGAUCCAGUUGAAGUGUUAAGAACAAGACAAACAACCACGGUUAAUGGAUCCAGCAUACACAAAGGUCUCUCUGAUGUAGCUUUUACAAAAAAUGACACAAGGAUACUUGCUUCUGAUACACAUGGUGCAAUUAAUGUCUGGGACAGAAGAGUGAAUACUCUACCUUGCCUUGAGCUUGCAUCUGCUUCAUGUGGUACGCUUAACAGCAUCCAAUUAAAUGCAGAUAAUCAGAUUAUUUUUGGUGCUGGGAAACACGGGCUUGUGUAUGUAUGGGAUAUUCGUGGUGGAAGAGCAUCUGCUACUUUUCAAAGUCUCAAAGAGAUAUGCCAUCCACCUGUAACAUCAGUGAAGUUGGCAACAUUGCUAGAGAAGAUUGGAUCUUUGAAGGCACAGGCAAAUAUUGUUCCCAAGGAGAUUCACUCUAUUGAUAUUGAUCCAUCAUGCCCAUAUCAGUUAGCUUUCCAUCUUGUGGAUGGCUGGUCAGGCGUUUUGGAUACUAAUAAUUUUCAAGUUACGCAUAUUCAUUGCCCACCCCCAGCUUGGUUAAACGAUUCCUACAUUCCCGCUGAUCUAUCAUAUUUAAGAAAACCUUCAUGGCUAUCGACGGGUUCGAUCUAUUUAAUUGGGUCAUCAUCUGAUUGUGGCAUUCAUCUCUUGGAUUUCUAUCCCAGCACCAACUCACCAAGUCAUGUGGAUUACAAGGAGGAUAUGCAAGAAAAUUCAAGGCGGCACAACCGAAGCAAUCAGAACAGAUUUAUUUCUUUAUCUGAAGGAGUUAUCUCAUGUGCUGCUCACCCUUUGUAUAAUGCCAUCGUAGCAGGAACUAAGAAAACUUCUUUGCUCGUGAUUUCCCAAAGACAAGAGUCAUGCAGAAGUGACGAUUAGUCCCAAGCAUUGACGGAAUUUUGUAGGGUAGUGGCAAUUUAAGUGUAUUUUCCUCGACUGAAUUUGUAGAUGCGUUUUUUUUUUUAAGAUCAAUUUGUAGAUGAGUUAAUGUGCAAUUCCCUGUUCCAUUACCUUUUGGUAUGCUUUUCCGGUAUCGUAUUUGUUGAAUCUUCGGUUCAAAAUGGAAAGGGUUAUUAAAUAAUAAUCUGGUCCCGUAAUAAUAUUCAACUUUUUGGUUUA
Messenger RNA from Glycine soja, 1863 nucleotides. RefSeq lists its product as uncharacterized. Gene Ontology annotation, molecular function: protein binding. The transcript has 18 exons. Bases 190 to 1623 code for a protein of 477 amino acids. Lineage: Eukaryota; Viridiplantae; Streptophyta; Magnoliopsida; Fabales; Fabaceae. The record is from RefSeq and is a predicted model, not a curated record.